Pungitius pungitius (ninespine stickleback) is the source of this 2436-nucleotide messenger RNA. RefSeq lists its product as uncharacterized. The transcript is spliced from 10 exons. Bases 1528 to 2436 code for a protein of 302 amino acids. NCBI's taxonomy places the organism in Eukaryota, Metazoa, Chordata, Actinopteri, Perciformes, Gasterosteidae. The record is from RefSeq and is a predicted model, not a curated record.
GUGUUCUGUAUUGUAGGAUUUCUUGCAAGAAAAAUAUGUUUACAAAUGUGUGUUUAAUGCACAACUUCAACCAUGACGCCAAUGAAGUAUUAUUACCCAUCAAUAGCUCUAUAAUGUUAUACAAACACAAAGAAAUAGAUAAUAUGCCACUCAAAUAAAUAUCAACACAUGUACUUACAGUUUGAAUUUGGCACGCCUGCCUCACUUUCUCCACCUCCUCAUCGUUGAUUUGGGGGAAUUUUGUUGGACUUUGCAUUCUCUAAUGAUCAACAAAACACGUAAAACACAUAAAAGAUAAAAUAACUCAACAGGCCAAACACUACAUACCACAUUUUCAACAUUAAUUUCCACAGAUUCCAAUGUAUAACAGAGGUACUACAAUUUCAGGAUUAACUACUUUACCUAACAAUUAAUUUCAAAGAAGACAUUUCUCUCAAUCUCUGGAAAAUACAUAAAAUGAACGAUACUUCUAAACUACAAAAUAGGUAGUGCACAAUAUAGCUCUGAACAAUAGUGUCAUUCAUUACAACAUUAGCAUUAAAUCAAAAAUACUCAUGGAUACUUACAAAUGUAUAGCUAUACGUAGUGCACAAUAAAGCUCUGAACAACGGUGUCAUUCAUUACAAUAUAAGCAUUAAAUCAAUAUACUCAUGGAUACUUACGAAUGUAUAGCUGGAUGUGAUGAAUAAAAAUAGCGCCACUCGUCCUCUUUCAAAUCCUGCUGACGGUUAGCUGCAUUUCGACUUCACCGCAAAGCCCCUCCCAUCACACCCAAGCUGAUUGGGCUAUAAUAUAGCUCCUGAAGUUCAAAAAUGCAAAUCUCAAAAAUGCAUUAUUUUAUUAUUACAAUUAAUUAAUACAUAUAAACUUAAUUUGUGUUCAAGCGUGAAAGUUACAUAGAAACUUAAUUAAUUCUUUCUAUUUUUAAAAACAGCACCGCCGACGAAAAUGAAGAAAAAAAAAAAAAGCGAGUGAGCCUCUCACUCCGGCCACCGUAGGCAGACAGCUAGCUGUCAGUCCGGCUGCUAACUGGAUUAUGACAGCUGCAUACACAGUUUAAGUUUUACCAUGUAGAACGGUAACAUGAGAUAUUAUUCUGGAAGCAUUUAUUUCUACAAGUGGGCUAGAGGCUGGUGGAAAUGACGUGAAAGGUUUUGUUUGGCCAUCGGAUACUUUCUAAUGAACGCAACUAGCUUGCGCAUAUUACAAGGUAAGUAAAAAACGUUGGGCUGUCUGAAUGAUUGCCUUAAUCAAAGAGAUUAUUGCCAUCUACGAUUACUUAUUAACUUGAUCUAGAUCAAUACUGUUCAGAACCUUUUAAUACAGUUAACGCAACUUCCGGUGGUGGGCGUUGUGUCCAGACGCGAGUCCACACGGCUGCGUGCCAGCAGUCAUUUAGAAGGGAGAGAGCGACACGCAAGUUUAAGAUGGAGAGAGCUUUUUUCAUUGGAAGUAAAACGAACAGAGACAAGACAUACAGCGGGGACCUGUGCAGAGGAAUUACUCAGCGUGUCAACCAGAAGGGGGAUGCCGCGCGGAAAGUCCUUCUUCCGUUCUGAGGCUGCCAAGUUUCGCAUGGCAGAGCGGAGCUACGGUUCUCAACUCCAGCAAGGCUGUGGCACAGGUCGGCGUCACUUUGUGCGCCCAUGGCCAAAGUCUUCCCUCACUGGAAGACAACGUAAAUUGGUCAUUCCACCCAAGUUUCCAGACAAGAAGUUGGUGCUUGUUCUCGGAUGCUCCCACCUGCGUGCAAUUGCAGAUGGAUUUGUGACUAUGCCGGACGGCAUCCUCACCUUUGGCUUCCUCUCCAUCCCUGGGGGGAGCGCAGCUGACCUGAAGCUGGAGAUUGAGAACACUGUUCUCACUCACCAACCUGAUGCACUUUGUGUCCUGGCUCCAAGCAACAAUUUGACAGCCAGUCGUUCCGUCAGUGAAGCAGGAGCUGAUUUUGCCAAGCUCAUGACCAGUGUGACCAAACGCUUUCCUAAUGUGUUUGUCCUGGACUUUCCCCCACGCCUCAACUGUGAGGUGAAAGACCAGGACCUGUUGCGACAGGAAUUCCGUGAUGUCACUGCACGGAUGAGUGUGAAGUACUGUUCCAUUGCAGAGUACUUUCCACUCCAAGACCGUAAACUUUGGGUCAGAGACGGCGUGCACCUGAGUGAUGAUGGUGGGAUGAAGAUCCUGGUGAAGUGGCUGGCGCAUCACUCCUAUCAAAAACUUCACCCCCCGCCUGAGCCACAGGUUUCUUUCCGACCAUCAGUGCCGGUUGUCACUCCAGCACCAAAGCCACAGCGUUCUCCCAGCACACGCCGAACCGCAAUCACUCCAGAGCCCAAGCCAUCACUGCUACCUUCAACUCCAGCAGUGAAGCCACUGGUAGGAGACCACCCGGUCAACCAAGGAGGAGGAUCCUUCAUAAUCAGGAUGAGGUGA